UUAAAAAGAAGAAUACAUGCUUUCUUUCAUGGGUAAACUUAGUGAUCUGAGAUUCAAGAAUUGUGUACAAAGUGCAUUCUAAUGUGAAGAAUUGCUCGUACGAAUUUGCGAUGCCGUAACUUUUAAUGAUGUCAACUGUAGCUCAGUCAUCUAAAGGAUGAAUUCCAGUUUUACUGCUUACUUAUUCUCAGAUAAACCGAAGAUUACAACAGAGAAAAAAAGUGUGAGUAUAAAGAAACGAAUGGUAAUUGAAGACGACAUGAAGAAAUAUUGGGGAUUUUAUCUUCUACGGGGUUCCACAGUCAGGUUGGGGGGUUGUGCUAGGUGGCCUGGUAGUUCUGUUGUUGUUGUUCAAGGAUCAGAGGAUGCCAGAAGAUGUGCUUGGUUGGGAGAACUUGACAGUACAGAGGAGAGCGAUGAGUUUAGUAAUGAAGAUGAGGAUAUUAAUGACCAGGAUGAUGAUUUUGUGAAUUAUGUUCAAGAAAGUGUGACAGCAGAAGUACCUCUUGAUACUCUAGAACUGAGCCCCAAAGAGGAAUUAUCUCCAAUAUCUAAACUAGUGAAAGCAGUUAGGAAUCUACCGGAGGAUGAAAGAAAAAUAUUUUUCAGAGAGUUUUUGUACGGUAUUGAACACGUUUCAACCCAUGGAAACCUCUCAAAUAACAGGGCUAGGGAAUCUUUAGAGAAACUGUUUAACAGGUAAAACCGUAUAGCACAAGAAAGCCAUAUGUGUUUG
Eurytemora carolleeae is the source of this 736-nucleotide messenger RNA. RefSeq lists its product as uncharacterized. The coding region runs from base 158 to 703 and encodes 181 amino acids. The record is from RefSeq and is a predicted model, not a curated record. Lineage: Eukaryota; Metazoa; Arthropoda; Copepoda; Calanoida; Temoridae. The transcript has 10 exons.